AAAGAAAAGAAAGGAUCGAUGGAGGUUGUGGUGACAUCUAGCGAGAUAGUGAAACCGUCGAACCCAACACCACCCGACUUGCGCCGUUUACCACUUUCAUUUCUCGAUCAAUUAACAGACCCCAAUUUCAUGACCCUAAUCUUUUAUUAUGUCUCCACCCCCGACAGCUUUCGCCUGAAAACAGCCCUCUCCGACGCCCUUUCUCGAUUCUACCCUCUUGCCGGCCGAGUCCAAGCCAACGAUUCCGUCCAAUGCAACGACCUAGGAAUCCACUACCGCGAGGCUAAAGUCGGCGAUCGUCACCGCCUCAUCGAUGUCAUCGAAAAAUCUCAGCCGUCGGAUAUCAAGAGCUUGAUCCCGCCGAAACCACCCAGCGAUGACCACAUCAUGACCAUCCAAGUCAACUUCUUUAGCUGCGGAGGCAUCGCAAUCGCAAACCUCUGUUCUCACAAAGUCAUGGACGCGUCUUCUCUCAUAUCAUUCGUUAACGCAUGGGCCGCCAUCGCUAGAAACCACGACUUAAACUCCAUACCAUCCCCCAAAUUCGACAUGACCACCUUCUUCCCACCUCGAGAAGCUUCAAUUUAUUCCAGACGAACCGCAGAUAUCGAAAACAAUGUUGUUUCAAGGAGGUUUAUCUUCUCCGCCUCUGCACUUUCUCUUUUACGAGACAAAUACAACAACAAUAAUAAUAAUAAUAAUGUCCAACGCGGCCCGAGUCUGGUGGAGGCGUUAUCCACGUUUAUAUGGACUCGAUUCGUUCACGUUCACGUAAACAACAACAAAUACGCGUUGAUUCAGGCGGUGAAUCUCCGAACAAGGAUAAAACCGAACCUGCCGGAAUCCUACUUCGGAAAUCUGAGCUGGAUUGCUUUGGCGUCUGCGGAAGGCGAUACUAGCGGGUACGAGAUGGUGAGGCGUAUGAGGGAGUCAAUUAAGAAGAUAGACGUGGAAUAUAUUGAGAAACUCAAGAAUGGUGAUCUUCAAAUGGAGGAAUUGGAGAAGCAAGAAUUAACGGUGAUGAGUUUCAGCGCCAUGCAUAAGUUUCCGAUGAAGGAAGUGGAUUUCGGCGUGGGGGAGCCUGUUUGGGUGAGCUUGGGGGGACUGAAUAUGAGGAAUACUGUUCAUUUUCUUCCCAUGAAGAAGAAGAUGUCAAUCGAAGAAGAAGAAGAUGGAGUGGAAGUGUGGAUUAACCUAAAAGAAGAAGAAAUGCAUGGAUUGGAAAAAGACACUGAAUUCCUCUGUUUUGCUUCCCCUGUUUCUGGUUUGGCCUAAAUUAUGUUUAAUUAUCUUAUUGUU
Impatiens glandulifera is the source of this 1299-nucleotide messenger RNA. Its product is annotated as stemmadenine O-acetyltransferase-like. The transcript has a single exon. The record is from RefSeq and is a predicted model, not a curated record. NCBI's taxonomy places the organism in Eukaryota, Viridiplantae, Streptophyta, Magnoliopsida, Ericales, Balsaminaceae. The coding region runs from base 19 to 1275 and encodes 418 amino acids.